Molecule: messenger RNA, 1413 nt
Organism: Nipponia nippon (crested ibis)
Lineage: Eukaryota; Metazoa; Chordata; Aves; Pelecaniformes; Threskiornithidae
Source: RefSeq, a predicted model, not a curated record
AUGGCCCUCAGCAGCGAGCGCUUCGGUGCCCUUCUAGGGAGAACCGUUAAAGUCACCUUAAAAUGCGGCGUCUUCCAGGGGGUGCUGCAGCACGUGAACCCCGACCGGAGCCUCCUCCUGCGGACAGUGAAGAACUUGGAAACGGGCAGAAGCAGUCCAGGAGUAAAGAUGUUUUUUGGCCAUGAAAUAGUCAAUGUGGAAUUGCUGGACGAACCAGAUUCAGGGAAGGGAACAGCAAUGCUCUCCGAGUGCACUUCAGCUGUUGAAAGGAACAAACAAGCAGACACAGGACCAGCAGAUUGUAGCCCACGGAGUUCUCCUUGUGUUUCCUUAGAGAGCCAGCUCAGAGCCUCAAAUGGCUUAAAAUACUCCUUCUCAGGUAAUACAACAUCUUUCCCAGGGAAGAAAGAAGAAGAGAAUGUGGACUACACAGUUGUUGAUUGUUUCCAGCAGAAAUUUGGCCCAGCAGUGCUGCACCUGAAACAGCAGUGUGUUGUCAGUGUAGCAGGAGAAGGUGUUAAUUUGUGUCGUCACGGAAGACUCUCAUGGCUUGAGAUAGCAACAAAGAGCCGUAUUUUUCUAUUUGAUAUCUUCCUUCUGGGACCUCAGGCUUUCAAAAAUGGAUUACAAAUGGUGCUGGAAGACAAAAACAUCUUGAAGGUCAUGCAUGAUUGCCGCUGGAUCUCAGACUGCCUCUUUCACCAGUACGGUGUCCUUCUCUUCAAUGUCUUUGAUACACAGGUUGCUGACGCUCUGCAGUUCUCAAUGGCAACAGGCGGCUUCCUUCCGCACCGUGUCUGCACGUUACAGGAGUGUUUGAUGCAGCACUUGAAGAUACCUUCCAAAUGGGAUGCCAUCAUGAAGCGCAGGCAGCAGAUGGCUUCAGAGAAUCCCGACACGUGGUUCUUGAGACCCUUUCCAGCUUCUCUGCUUAAAGCACUUGCUCUGAAGGCUAUGUACCUUCUGCUGCUUCACUCAUCUCUAAUGGAUAAUUUGAUGUCUGACCUAACAGCUGUAGUACAUGAUUAUUUAAAUGCAUAUCGGACUGAGUCUGGAGAUCACCUUGGGAGCACGAAGCCCACCUGCAUGGAGCUGCCAGAGGAGCUGCGUCAGCUGGCACGGAUCCAGAAGCUACGAAGGGAGAAAGCAAUAAAAGACUACAGACUGAAUGAGGAUGGUCUUUUGAUCAGACCAGCCAUGGAAUCAAAAGAGAGAAACGAUCCACAGAAGGAUGGAGACUACAGAGAUGACAGGGAUUGCUUUCCCACAAUUAAAGCGGUGUCUCAAAUUACAUCCCUCUACAAUCAGGAUGUGCGUUGUCAAGAAAAGCUUGAAAAUCAAAAUCAAGUAGUAAAUCUGUGGAAGAACCUUAAACCGACGUCAGGCUGGCCGUAUGAAUCUGAUUUCCGAUAG